Messenger RNA from Linum tenue, 2292 nucleotides. NCBI's taxonomy places the organism in Eukaryota, Viridiplantae, Streptophyta, Magnoliopsida, Malpighiales, Linaceae. The record is from the annotation of a GenBank genome assembly.
AUGGAGAUUACUGCAUCUGCAAAUUCUAGUGCUCCAGUUAGGAAAUUCUUGAAUCUGAAUUCCAGUAAAAGGGAUACUUUUGGGGUCCCUACACAAGUCCUGUCUCCUGCCCAAAUGUCUUCAUUGGAAAGAAAAGAUAUGAUCCGAAGAUUGAGAUCUGAGCUUGAACUCGUUCGGGAUGUCCAGAAGAACAUUGUAGUGGAGAGAGGUGUUGGAAAUGUCUCUUCAUCUAACCGUGUUCUGAAUGUGGAUGUUGUCAAGUUGAACAUCCCUGAUUACUUCACUAUUGUCAAGCAUCCUAUGGACUUGGGAACAAUUAAGAGCAGAAUUAUGUCAGGCUUGUACUCAAGCCCAUUGGAAUUCGCUGAAGAUGUCAGGCUGACAUUCAGCAAUGCUAUGCUGUACAAUCCAAAGGGGAACGAUGUUCAUAUCAUGGCUGAGAGCCUUAAAAAGUUUUUUGAAGUGAGAUGGAAAUCCAUUGACAGAAAGUUGCCGAAGAAGCUAUUGAAUGUCUCAGGCCCAAGCAAUUCAUCCUUGCAACAGCAAAGAGUAAACGACCUAGCAGAUGAAGAUGUUGAUAUUGGUGAGAAUGAGCCUCCUGUGUCUAGCUAUCCUCCUGUGGAGAUAGCGAGUGAUAUAGGCUGCGAGAGCAACAGAGUUAUGAGUUCAGGGAGCUCUAGGGAUUCUGGCGGUUCUUCUGAAGUUGAAUCUGAUCACGUGAAACCUUCAAGUCGAUCACCUGUGUCUAAGGUUCUGGAUGAUAUGGUUCGUGGAGGUCAAACUGAUGAGAAGAAAAUUGGUGAUCAUCCCCUGGAUAGAACUCAAUCUGACAGUGGGUUGGAUCAGCUGGAAGAGAACUCUGAAGAAAGCCUGGGUCAGAUUAUUCGGAUGGUCAUCAAGAUGGAGAAAGUGCUCCUAGUGGGAGUCAGGAGUUCCCCUCAUAAGGAUUAUAGGGCGGCUAUGAUCAGAAACCGUUUCUCUGACAUGAUACUGAAAGCUAGGGAAGAGAAGACCCUCUUACAGGUUGACAAGGUGGAUCCAGACAAGCUGCAGAAGGAAAGGGAGAAACUACGAGUUGCAGAAAAAGAAAGGAGAAAGCGAGGCUACAAGCUGAAGCAAAGGCUGCCGAAGAUGCCCGGAAGCAAGCGGAAGGCAGCUGCAGCAGCCGAGGCCAGACGGCUGUUGGAGGUUGAAAGAGAAGCAGCACGUCAGGCGCUGCUCAAGGUUGAGAGAACUGUUGAAAUCAACGAGAACUCCAAGUUCCUGGAAGACCUAGAGAUGCUUAGAAGUGCUCCUGCCGAGCAGGUACCAAGCUCUGUGGACGAAGUGAGCCCAGAUAACUCUCCGGAUGGGUUGGGUGGUUUCAAGUUUGGUGGGGACAGCAAUCCGUUGGAACAACUUGGCUUGUUUAGGAAGGACGAUGAAGAGGAGGAAGAAGGCGAGCCUUUGAGCGUUCCACAGGAAAGUUUCAAGUUUGGUGGGGAUAGCAAUCCAUUGGAGCAGCUUGGAUUGUUUAGGAAGGACGACGAAGUGGAGGAAGAAGGUGAGCCUUUGAGCGUUCCACAGGAAAUGAAUGAUGUGGAGCCAGAAGAGGGAGAAAUAGAUUAGGCCUUCAAAGGAUGGACUAAUUUAGUGGAUAUCUAUGUCAGAAACAAAAAUGAAAAAAAAAGAGAAAUAGAAAAGAAAAUGCUGGACACUUUGCAGCUGCUUCAGCUGUGAGAGAUCUGUAACUGUGAGCCAAGUAUAGCAGUCAACUUGUCCGUGAGAGUCGAGUUACAUUGCAGGGUGAAUCUGGCUGCUACCCCUCAGAGGUGGAAGAAAGGACUCGGAUGGUUGCAGAAGAAUAGCUCAGUUCGUGCUCUCAUGGAUGUAUAUAUAAUGCAGUUUUGCCUUGAGCUUUUGGAGAAGCAUUGUUGCUCUUUAAGUUAAAUCCACAGCCUGAAGAAGAGACGGUACGACGAUAGAGGGAAAAACAUGACUUGCAUACAUCCUUUGCCUUGGAUUGUCGAGGUGAGUCUAUUGGACUGUAGGCUUGCAGUGUACCGGAGAGAAUGACUUGGUGGUUUUGUGAUAUAAGAGUUAGGCGGGGAGUGAAUUUCUAUGUAAAAAGUAAUUUCGUAGUGUUUGCUUAAAUAGAAUACCUUUUUGUUUAUGCGGCAACAGCAGAAGCAGCUAUUACUAAUUACUGACUGAAGCAAAAGUAAACCUUGUUAACAGUAACCAGAUCUCGAUGCAAUAGCUGCUGUCCCAAACUCGCAACAGAUGCUCGAUGAGUCUGUUGCCACUGUUCUA